AUGGAUGAGACCUCAACGACGGAGUCUAUGCCCGUCGUUACACUUCGAAAGUCCUCAAGCUUGCCUGCGUACGACUUGACUCUGUGUCAAGAUGACGCCGUGAUUAACAACGACAGCGACACCAAUAGCGUGCACGUGGCUGCUGUCGCCGAGGAGGACGCAGAGGAAGACGUUGUAUCACUCUCUUCGGCCUCUGAGCUCAGUUUACGCGGUACUACUAACGGGGUAAACGCGGCCUCUGCCCCCAGUGUCCCGACGCCUUUAGAAGCCGCCCUGUCGUCAUCCCCAUUGUCUACCGCAUCAUCCGCUCCCGUGGCCAAUGACGCAUCAGACGUUACAACAGAACAACAGGACGCCACAUCAGACGAUGAUAUUGUGCCGCAGUUGCCUCCAAAUUCUGGCAGUUCUCGCACUAUCCCGACACUGGAGAGAUCCCAUACUUCCGGUGAACUCAUUGGUCUUCGCUCAAGAGAGAAACAACCAUCUGAGUAUGCGUACUCAAGUCCUUCGUCUGGUUCUGCACCUUCUUUUGAGAUUGAGAGUGUACGGCUGCCCACAAGUGGAGUCACUGAAGCUGAGAUUGACAAGACGACACAUACCGAGUUUUCAGUUGAAGUGAAGCUACAGGGAGGACUGCAAUGGCUCAUUUGUAAGCGAUACUCGGAUUUUCGAGAGCUUCAUGAGAGACUGAAAAAGACCAAUUCUUCUGUGAAACAACUCUACUUUCCUAAACGUCAUGUUUUUCGCAACCGCCAUCAAAGUGUUGUGGAGCAACGACGAAGUGAAUUGGAAAAAUACAUUAAUGAGGUACUGGAUAUCCGGCCGUUAAUUCGAGUGCCGCUGUUUAAUUUUUUGGAAGUGUAUGCGCACAUGGAGUCGUACGAACGCAAGUUACAGCGUCAUAAGAAGGAACUUGAAUCAGAGAGAAUGAAGAACAUGCUGCCUACAGAAACGCUUGAAGACUUUUCGACGGCUUUCAAGCGAUUUUGCUCUUCCAAAUAUUUAUACCAUGGAAGUACGUCUGGUGGACAGAAGACAGAGGCUGAAAGCUUGUGCAAUGCUACGGGUAGUGCGGCACCGAAUUUGUCAGGGUCUCCGAGUGUGCGACCACCAACGUCGCCGGUCACGGAUGCCUUGUCGACAACCUCGAUUAUCGCCGGGGAGCCUUCAAAGGGAAGCACAACAGAUGAGUGCGGAAACCGCCAUAGUGUCAUUAUGCAUACGGCUGGAUCGCAGAUUUGUAUCAGCCGCGCUUCUUUUCGGAGAGAUAUUCUUGGUGUUUUUCCUGACAUGCCUUCAAGCUUUGCGAUGCGUUUUAUGAAAGCCGUAUCGGAUCGGCAAGGCUCUGACAUCAACAUGGACGAGUUCUUGCGAGCAGUAGCAAUCUUGCGAUGUGGUACGAUAGAGGACCAGCUCCAAUUCAUCUUUAACAUGUGCGAUCUGGACCACGCAGGCAAAGUGCAAAGUACUGGGCUUAGUAAUUUUUUGGUGUCACUGCAUGGGCGGCAUGUGCUAGAUGAACCGGAGUUCCGUCGUCUUUAUAACGAAGGUUUCGACCAGGGCCGUGUGCGCAUGAACUGCGAUCAUUUUAUCAAGAUUGUUUUAGAACUGAAAGUGUACCAUACUCUCGUAGACUGGAUGGCGCCUUUUGUCGAUAUCCUGUGCGAGACGGCCGACCCUCAGCUGCUGGAGUCGCAGGAAGAAUUCAACCCCGCAGUACAGCAGAAAAUACUCGCGAAUGAGACCCACUUUAAUGCCAAGGAGGUAGCUGUUCUCCAGGAUGCUUUUAGUAACUACCGUGCCUCGGGAGGCGGUGAUACGGUGGAUGUGGAUGCGCUUACCAGCGAUUUCCCGCUGGAGAUGUCUGAUGAGCGGUUUUGCCGCGUUUUCUCUUGUUUUGGCUCGCGCGCAAACGGUUCUGACAUUGAUGUGUUCAGCUUCGUUAGUGCAUUGUCAACAGCUUGCCGAGGUAGCACCGAGGAAAAGGCUGGGUUUGCAUUUAAGCUAUUUGCGAGUGUUGCUGAUGGCUCGUACAUGACCCGUGAAGACAUCUAUAGUAUGCUUCGGCUGGACAUUACCCAGAACCCAGACCUGGAAAGCCAAAUUACAACGCUUAUUGAAAAGAAGCAUUCAUCGCUGAAUGUUACGAAGAGCUCGUCAUCAUCAUCAUUGAUCGAAAGCAUGGGUCCGCGAACCCCGUCAGUAUCAGGAUCCGAACUCGGCAUUUUCGUAAAUGGCAUCAUGAAGGGCUUUGGACAUAGAAGAAGCAUAUUGGAUGUUGGUCCAUCGUCAACACACGCUGAGGCCCUAACACUUACAUUAAAUGAGUUCAUGGCAUGGGCGAUUAAGCAAAAGUACGAGAUGGCGACAUUGCGAAUAAUGCGCGAGGUAGCGUUCAUCGAUCUAGGUUUGGUUCCGGCCACUAAGGAGGAAGAACUGCUGAUCGCGACAGGGUGCUAUACCCCUUACGAUCCCACCACAUUGGUAGAGGACGAGCGGUGGUAUCUGAUUGAGCGCAAGUGGUAUAUACACUGGUGCAGGUACAUCAAGAUUCAUGUGAAGGAGUCUCUGUCGCUUUCAGCCCCAGUUGUGAAUCCUACCGUAACUUCUACUCCUAGUACGUCAAAGGUGCAGGCUAGCGGUAGUAGUACCGCUAAGAAAGACAACUACAUGAAAAACCUCAAGGGAGAGAUCACACGCCCAAAGUCUAUAAACAACUACCCGCUGCUUACGAAUGAUCGCCGCGACCGGAUGCUGAAGCCGUCCGAUGACAUUAAGCUGGGCCGUCACUACGUCAUCAUAUGUGAGCAACUGUGGAUGGCACUGAAGUUAUGGUACGGUGGUGGUCCAGAGAUUCAGCGGCAGGUGGUAGCUGGAGCCAAUGGUGUUCCAAUGCUGGAUAUUUGGGAUGCUGCCUCGAAUAAAAAAAUGACUAGGAAGAAGUCAAAGACGGACGAGCACGAUAACGAAGAGGAUGAGCAUGCUGAUGUAGAAGAAGACUCAUCUUUAGUGCCACUGGAAGGUGAAACUCGCCGGAAGCAAGAAUUUGCUAUCCCUCGCCGGAUGCGUUCAGGUGGCUCAGUUGGGCUAACGAAUCUCGGCAAUACGUGUUAUAUGAACUCAGCCCUACAGUGCCUUACAAACACAAAGCUGUUGGCUGAAUACUUCGUGUCAGGCAUGUACUUGGAGGAUAUCAACCGUACCAGUACGCUAGGACUGCAAGGAAAGCUGGCUGAAGUGUACGGCAAGCUAGCUGAAGACAUGUGGUGUGUGAAACAGAAAUCAAUAUCUCCGAGAAAUUUUAAGAAGUCCAUCGGCAAAUUUAACGAGGUAUUUCGUGGCAAUGAUCAGCAAGACGCACAGGAACUACUCGCAUUUUUACUGAGUGGGCUGAGUGAGGAUCUGAACCGUAUUCAGGACAAACCUUUUAUCGAGCAGCCAGACAGCGAUGGCCGCUAUGACGCAGACCUUGCCGAUGAAUGGUGGCGGAAUCAUCUCCGGCGUGAAGUAUCGAUUAUUGUUGCCUUGUUCACGGGACAAUACAAGUCGCUGCUUACAUGCAGUGUAUGCGGCUUCAAAUCGGCGCGAUUUGAGCCUUUUACUUUCCUGCAGGUACCGCUGCCCGAACCCAAACAUAAUACGGUAAUGGUGCAGCUGAUGCUUGCCAACGGAAUAACUCCAAUGAAGGUGUCAGUACGAUUGAGUGUUUCAGCGACAAUUUUUGACCUGAAGCACGAGCUGAUGAAAAUGUGCCACAAUGAUUUUAAUUUGCCCGACGUUUCCGAGAGUGACAUCAAAUUGUGCGAGUUUAGUGGAUCGAUGAUAUCAAGCUUUAAGGCUGACAAUCGCCGAGUGGGCCAAAUCCGCAGUAUCGAUCGGCUUAUUGCGUUCCAAUUGGAACCGCUCGAUACGGAAAUAGUGGAGGCUACGCGGCAUCGUCGUCCAUCAUACGUUCAAGCAAAUGGAGCAGGCGAAGCACGACAAGAUGAUUUUGAUCACCCGUCUUUUUGUGAGACGCUGGCUAAGGGUAUGUUGGUUGAUGUGCGCAUGCGAACGCAAUCACAGGAGUACGUUCCGGCAGUCGUUGUGGAGCCACCAACAGUACAUGCCAACUACGACGACCAAUUCCUUGUGCUCGUCCGCCUUCGUCGUACAGAGGAUGAUCUAAAGGUUCCGCUCAACAGAUUGCGAUCUCGUCAAGCACGAUUGCUGUACAUUCCUUUGCUUUCGCGCAAGCUGAGUUACUCGGCUGUGUACUUCAAGAACCCAUUUAGGCCUGUUCCCUUUGGCUCACCAAAUCUUGUGCGGCUCUGCCCUGAGCUUACUAGUGGCCUCCGUUUGUAUGAACUGGUGUGGGAACGUGUGAAGCAGUAUGUGGGCCCGAAUGCAACGCCUCCGACUGAAUGGGUCGGUGAAGACGCUCAAAAUGCUGACCGCCUCGUUGCUAAUCACAUUGAUAGCGUUUUUGCAGGCCUUGACAAUGCAUCUGUAUGCUUUAGCUCAAAAUGUGGAUUCUUGCUGCGCCGCGUUGAAAAUAAGGGACUGACAGAUUCGCGGUCAUCAUGGCUGACGCGGAGCUUUGGUCUCACGAUUCCGUGCACAUCGGACCCUCUUGAUAUUUUGGAAGACGAAGCCAUUGCGAUUGAUUGGGAUCUAAGUGUGUUCCAGGAUCGCGAGAUGAUCGACAAGAUGAAGCACAUUGAGAAUCAUGACAGCAUCGCACGAAACGAAGCAAUUGACAAGGGCCCUGUUCCACUAAAGCAUUGCUUGGAUGCGUUCACAAGUGAGGAAAAGAUUAGCGAGGGCUACUGCUCCAGCUGCAGACGACACCAGGAAAUGACAAAGAAGCUUGAAAUUUGGCGUCUACCACCAGUGAUGGUGGUGCAUCUAAAGCGUUUCCAGUACACGCAGACAUAUCGCCGGAAGCUAGGAUCGCUUGUGGAGUUCCCUAUUCACGACUUAGAUCUUUCGACCUGCGUGGCUCCGCAUAUUGAGAUUCCGGAGAAGUAUCCAAUGAAAAGGCCGAAAGGCAAAUCGAGUGUAAUAUCAGCUCCUGUACGAAAGCUCAUGAAACUCAAGUCUCGUGCUGGGAGCGCUAUCAGCAAUGAACCUGCCCCGCCUGAUUCUCAGAUAUCUGCACCUGGCAGCGCGAUAAAUGACGCUGCUAGCUCAGAUACCAAUGAGGCUGACGUUUUGCCGGCAGUGGAAACGGAGGAAAACGCAGCAGGAGAAAAACCUGAGGAUGGCGUACUGCCAGCUGAAUCAGCUGAAUCAGCUGAAGGUGCUACUGUCGAUGACGGAGAAGUAACAUCAACCGACGCGAAAGUAGGCACCAAUGCAACUGGCAUCGCGUCAUCAAUAACUGAUAGCCAGCGUGGAGCUGCAGUUCAAGCAGCAGCGAUACGCAAUCGUGCGCGCCGUGGAUACACGAACUCAAACUUAGAUCAGUCGCGCUGUCUCGAAACCAUGUAUAAUCUAUACGGUGUCGUAAAUCACCAGGGCGCUCUUGGUGGAGGCCACUACACGGCGUACGCGAAAAACUUUGUCGACGACCAGUGGUACUAUUACGAUGACGAACGUGUUCGUGUUGUAGAAGAGCAGCAGGUGGUCAGUCCAUCAGCCUAUUUGCUCUUUUAUCUUCGUUCUGACAUGGAAGACGUACUUGCAAAGGACCUGUUCCCAAAGAAUAUGACGCCAGGCAAGAUCACGGAUGAAGACAUCGAACGGUUUGUCGAGGACGGUGAUGAGCGCCGCUGCAGCAUCAUGUAA
Molecule: messenger RNA, 5769 nt
Organism: Peronospora farinosa
Lineage: Eukaryota; Oomycota; Peronosporomycetes; Peronosporales; Peronosporaceae
Source: the annotation of a GenBank genome assembly